ACAAUGAAAUCACUUUAUGUUCUGUUCAAACCGAAGCCUUCUUCUCCCGCCAAAAUAUCUUUUCCGACCGUUCAUCGAUCCUCACCGGACGAGUCUCACUUCAUACCUCUGAUUCACUCCUGCAAAGACAUAGCAAGUCUCCGCCGCGUCUACGCUCAGAUCCUCCGCCGCAGCCUUCUCACAAGCCGCGUCGCUUCUCAGCUACUCUCUUGCUCUUCUCUUCUCAAGUCCCCUGAUUACACCCUCUCGAUCUUCAGAUACUCGAAAGAGAAGAAUCUCUUCGUUUUCAACGCUUUGAUUCGCGGUUUGACGGAGAACGCACGUUUCGAAUGUUCACUUCGUCAUUUCAUUAUGAUGCUAAGGCUUGGUGUGAGACCUGAUCGGCUAACUUUCCCGUUUGUGCUUAAAUCGAAUUCGAAAUUAGGGUUUAGGUGGUUAGGUAAGGCUCUUCACGCCGCGACGGUGAAGGAUUGCGUUGACUGUGAUUCCUUUGUUAGAGUGUCUUUGGUUGAUAUGUACGGUAAGACUAAAGGGUUAAAGUACGCGUACCAAGUGUUCGACGAAAGUCCUGAGAGAAUCAAAAAGGAGGGUGUUUUGCUUUGGAAUGUUUUGAUCAAUGGGUAUUGUCGAGCCAAGGAUAUGCAAACGGCUGCAACGCUUUUCGGGUCCAUGCCGGAGAGAAAUUCAGGAUCUUGGAGUACUUUGAUCAAGGGCUAUGUCGAUAGCGGCGAGCUGAACAGAGCAAAGCAGUGUUUUGAGUUGAUGCCAGAGAAGAAUGUGGUUUCUUUGACGACGUUGAUCAAUGGGUUUUCUCAGAAUGAUGAAUAUGAGACUGCGAUUUCGAUUUAUUUUGAGAUGGUGGAGAAGGGUAUGAAGCCUAAUGAGUACACAGUUGCUGCUGUGCUCUCUGCGUGUUCGAAAUCUGGUGCGCUUGAAUCAGGAAUACGAGUUCAUGGAUAUGUUUUGGACAAUGGGUUUAAAUUGGAUAGAGCUAUAGGGACAGCUCUGGUAGAUAUGUAUGCAAAAUGUGGGGAAGUUGACUGUGCGGCUAAUGUGUUCAGUAAUAUGGGGGAUAAGGAUAUUCUUUCCUGGACGGCUAUGAUCCAAGGUUGGGCGGUCCAUGGACGGUUUCAACAGGCUAUCCUUUGUUUCAGAGAAAUGAUGUAUUCAGGAGAGAAGCCAGACGAAGUUGUGUUUCUUGCGGUUCUAACUGCAUGUUUGAACUCAGGCGAAGUAGAUUUGGGAAUCAAUUUCUUCGACAGCAUGAGGCUUGACUAUGCGAUUGAGCCCACGCUGAAGCACUAUGUGGUAGUCGUUGAUCUGUUAGGUAGAGCAGGGAAGCUGAACGAAGCACAUGAGCUCAUAGAAAGUAUGCCGAUAAAGCCUGAUCUCACGACGUGGGCUGCACUCUAUCGUGCUUGCAAGGCGCACAACAGUAAUAGAAAGGGCGAAAUGGUGUCGCAAAAUCUUGUGGAGAUUGAUACAGAGCUUCGGGGUAGUUAUAUUUUCUUAGCAGAAGCUAAGGGGAAGCAUCAAGAUGUAGAGAAAAGAAGAUUACCUUUGCAGAAGAUGGUCAAAGAAAGAUGCAAGGGAUGGAGUUACAUCGAAGUGGACGGUCAGCUGAACAAAUUUGUAGCUGGUGAUGAUUCUCAUAAGCAAGCACAAGAGAUACGUUUGAAGCUUGAGGAGAUCGUAUCGCUUGCUGUUGAGAGAGGAUACAUUCCGGGAGGUGAUUGGUCGAUUCAUGACAUUGAAGAAGAAGAGAAGGAGAAUGUUACAGGAAUCCAUAGUGAAAAACUGGCUCUUGCACUGGGGCUUCUUAGAACUGCUCCUGGAACGGUGAUAAGGAUCGUUAAGAACCUUAGAAUCUGCGGAGAUUGUCAUUCUUUAAUGAAGUAUGUUAGUAGGAUCAAGCAACGAGAAAUUCUACUGAGAGAUGCAAGACAGUUUCAUCAUUUCAAAGAAGGAAGUUGUUCAUGUGGUGAUUAUUGGUGAUAUUAGUUGAUCAGUAAAGGUGCGCUGAGGUUUGUGCAAGAGAAUGACUCAAAACCACCAAAUUCGAUGGAAGUGCUGAUCAUUCAUAACGCUUUA
Messenger RNA from Brassica oleracea var. oleracea, 2091 nucleotides. RefSeq names its product pentatricopeptide repeat-containing protein At1g04840. NCBI's taxonomy places the organism in Eukaryota, Viridiplantae, Streptophyta, Magnoliopsida, Brassicales, Brassicaceae. Gene Ontology annotation, biological process: RNA modification. Bases 4 to 1995 code for a protein of 663 amino acids. The transcript has a single exon. The record is from RefSeq and is a predicted model, not a curated record. Gene Ontology annotation, molecular function: RNA binding; protein binding; zinc ion binding.